AUGUGCAAGUUCCGAAAUGUGACACUGCGUGUACGAACUCUCAAGAUGAAGCGACGAGCGGCGGCGACCCUGCCCAUGGUGCGCGAGGAGUCACCACGCUUCAACCGCGACCUGGCCUUAUACGGCACGGUGGUCAUCACCGCCGUCCUCAGCUAUAUCAACAGCCUGAAUGGCGAGUUCGUGCAUGACGACAUCCCUGCGGUCGUGAUGAACCCGGAUGUGAUUGGGACGAAUUCGCUGCGGAAAGUUUUCGAGAAUGACUUCUGGGGUACGCCGAUGAGUGAUGUGAACAGCCAUAAGAGCUACAGGCCGUUGACUACGCUGUCCUUCAGACUAAACCACGUGCUCUCCGGCCUGAAGCCGUGGUGGUACCACGCCAGUAACGUGGUGCUGCACGCCAUAUGCUGCGCGCUGGUCGCCCGCGCCUGCGUCACGGUCGCGCGGCUUCAGCGCCCGUUCGCCUUGCUCGCCGCUCUGUUGUUCGCUGUGCACCCUGUGCACACUGAAGCGGUGGCUGGUAUCGUGGGCAGAGCCGACGUGCUGGCUUGCAUUCUCUUUCUUUCGUCGCUCCUACUCUAUCAUAGACCAGCGAAGAACAAGAAGUGCGUGUGGCUGAGCAUAAUGCUUGGGGCGCUAAGUAUGCUUGCCAAGGAGACUGGAUUCACCAUCCUUGUGCUGAAUCUGGUGUUUGACCUGUACAGGUGUUGGCCGUUUAUGAGGAAAUCACUAAGCACCAUGAAGAUGGAAAAUCAGUGCACGAGGCUCAUAAUUCGAGUGAUGAAGGUGACGGUAUCACUAGCGCUGCUGAUUUCUGUACGCUUGGCAGUGCUGCAGGGGUCGUGGCCAACGUUCUCUAACCAGGACAAUCCGGCAGCGUUUCACCCGAACUUUUUUGUUAGGCUCAUGACCUUCUGUUACCUGGCCGCUUUCAACUGGUGGUUGCUGCUGUGUCCCUGGACGCUAAGCCACGACUGGCAGAUGAGCUCCGUGCCCAUCAUCACCAGUGCCUGGGACCCUCGCAACCUGCUCACCUGCGCCGCCCUAGGAGCAAUGCUGCUGCUGUGCUAUCGAUGUGUAGCGGAUAUGCAGGUCCAGAGGCAUACACCAGCGGUGAUCGGAUUGAUGAUUCUGGUGAUAUCUUUCCUACCGGCCAGUAACAUGUUCGUCACUGUUGGAUUUGUUAUUGCUGAGCGGGUCUUAUACAUUCCAAGUGUCGGCAGCGUGAUUAUAACAGCCUACGGCGCCCAGCUCAUGUGGUGCUCCAAGCCGGGAGCGAAGGCGUUCAUCGUUGUGGGCUUCGCUGUGCUAGCAGCGAGCAGUGUGGCCAAAACUUACAAGCGCAAUGCGGACUGGCGAGACCGGGCUUCGCUGUUAAGGGCUGAUUUGGUGACUUUGCCAGAAAAUGCCAAGCUGCACUACAACUUCGGAAACUUUCUCAGAGAGACCGACCAGCACGAUGGGGCUAUCCAUCAUUACAAAGAAGCUAUCAGACUUUGGCCAACGUACGCGAGCGCUCACAACAACAUUGGCACACUCGUAAACAGUGUGGAUAAUGCCGAAGAGCACUUCCUUCAAGCGAUCAAAUACAAUAGAGGACACGUCAACGCACACUAUAACCUAGCCAAGCUAUAUAAGAAAAGCGGUCACAAGGACCUGGCGAUCAGAAUGCUCGAGAAGUGCAACUGGCUUCAGCCUCACUUCAUCUUAGCCCACUUGGAGCUCAUGGCAUUGAAGCCACCGGCAGAACAACCUGCUAUCAUGCAGCGGAUCAUCCGAGUGGACCCGGAGAAUUGGGAACAUUACUUGUUGUUUGGAAAAUGGUUAAAGAACAAAGGAAUUCCUGCAGCGGCGUCUAAGUUAUUUAUCAAGGCGGUUCGUCUUAGCUUCAAGCACCGCGCCGUCGCACGCGCAGAUCAAAUGGACUUGCUGUCGGUGCGCAGUGCAGCGCUCAUGUACCGCUCGAUGGGACAGAAGGGGAGGAUCCUACAGUUGUUAACGAGGUGGCAUACCUGGCGGCGUGGGUGGUAUAACGCAGCAACUACUCAUAUGUACCUGCGAGAAUGGAGACUCAAGAUGGAACUAGAGGGACGAGUGAGGAUAUAUUCUGAAGCUGUCAGUUCUUCUAAAUCAACAACUUGUUUCGACCAUAACCAGCUUUCAGUUAAAGAGAAAAAAGCAAAUGAAGAUAAAAAGCAAAAUAAUAAUAAACUAGUGACAAAUAAUAAAGACAAAAAACCUAAUCAAGCAAAUGUAGUUAAUAAUAAGAAAAGUGACAAUAAGAAAAAUAGUGUGUGUGUUUGUAAAACGUGCGGGACCAAACAAAAGAAUGUUUCAAUAUCGUCACAGUUAAAGAAUAUCCAUAACAAAUCGGACGCAGGGCUGAAAGCUAAAACUUUUUCUAAGGUAAGAAAAGACAAAAAAGUUACUAAAACUAAUGUGAUACCUAGCAUAGGUGCACCCCUGGAACAUAUAACGAUAAAAAUGAUUUAGAUAUUAGAUUAAGGAAUUGCUUUUGAAUGCAAGAAAAACAAGAGAAUUGUGACUGUUUUGUAAUGAAAAGUUGUAACCAAUAAGUGUACUAUUGGGAAUACCUUUGCUUUGCAAAGAAAAGGUGAAAUUGCAUUUUGUCCCGUUAAACGAUUUUUUAUUAAAUAUGGUAUCACAACCAGUCAAGUCAGAAAUGUUGUUCUUCUUAUUUUAAUGCCAUUUUCAUUUUCAGUGCCCAUGUUUUACUUUUUAUUUAUUACCGUAGAAAAAGCAUUAUCGUGACUAAUUGUAUUCAAAAAAGGUUUUACCUCAAACAUUGUGUAAAAAUGAAAAUAAAUGUGAAACCUCUCGCCUUUGUACCUCGACUGUAGUAAAUUUCAUUCGAAAACGAAUUGUAUCGAAAUCGUUUAGGUUCAACCUUUAUUUUAUUUGGAUGAACAGGAUUAUGAGCAUGUUUCAGAAAUAUAGCUUGUCUAAAAAAAACAUGGACAAUGGUCCUCAUUCAGAAUGGAUUUUUGAACAGACCUGCAAAACGAACUUAUCCAAAGAAUAUCAUCCAAAAUCACAACGAUUUAGAAUGAAAUUUACACACUGGGCUGUAUUAGAAUACAGUAAUCAUAUUGUUAUUCGACUACUCAUGUUUCUAAAGUUGAUACUGUCAACCAAUUUUAAUGGAAGGUUCUACCUUUUAACAGCCAACGCCAAAGUGACUUCUAUGGCAAAUAAAUCACGGUGUUAAGAAGACAAGGUUCUAGAGUGGCCUAGGAUUCAAACUGGUCGACCGAGAAAUUUAAUUUAUCAUUGUAUGUAAACUAAAUAAAUCAUUAUUUUCUUAAAUUAUUUGUAUUUUUUGACUAUAGCGUUUUUUUAGAUCAAUUUCACUAGAUAGAAAAAAUAAUUAAUAUAGGAAGUAGUAAGUAAGCAAAUUAAGGAAAAUAUAUUUUUGUGAAAUUUCGGUGGGGCGUUUUUAUAAUAAAUGAGAAUCAAACUAGCUUAUAGGUAUAAGAAACGUUGGGUAUUGGCAAGAAAUAAAAAUUUGGCCUAAAAUCACAAAUAGUUAUAGCGGAAUAAGGAUGGAAAAAAAGAUUAUGUGUAUAAAAUUGAAUUACUUACUUAAUGCUUGUUAUUCAGCAAAGAAAUAUUAUAUAAAAUCUCAUUCGAAAUCACAAUAUUGUUUUGUUGUAUGUUGUGUAGCAGUAGAUUAUACUCGAAUCUAUUAAAACAUAUUUUAUGGCACCCACUGCAAAAUUUUCUUUUUAUUGGAAUAUACUACAAUUAAAAAAAAUCUUUAAAAGCAAUAACUUAAAUGUAAUUUUUCUUUUAAAUUGUAAUAUUAAUUGUUUAUUGUUACCUAC
Leguminivora glycinivorella is the source of this 3842-nucleotide messenger RNA. RefSeq names its product protein O-mannosyl-transferase TMTC1-like. Gene Ontology annotation, molecular function: mannosyltransferase activity; protein binding. The record is from RefSeq and is a predicted model, not a curated record. The transcript has 14 exons. NCBI's taxonomy places the organism in Eukaryota, Metazoa, Arthropoda, Insecta, Lepidoptera, Tortricidae. Gene Ontology annotation, biological process: protein O-linked glycosylation via mannose. The coding region runs from base 1 to 2490 and encodes 829 amino acids.